Molecule: messenger RNA, 2138 nt
Organism: Cheilinus undulatus (humphead wrasse)
Lineage: Eukaryota; Metazoa; Chordata; Actinopteri; Labriformes; Labridae
Product: ribonuclease inhibitor-like
Exons: 7
Coding region: 112-1194 (360 amino acids)
Molecular function (GO): protein binding
Source: RefSeq, a predicted model, not a curated record
CAGACUGAUGUGUUCACAGUGAAGCGUAGAAUUACAUAUGAGUUUUAAGAGUGGAGUAUCAGUGAAGACAAGAGACUAAAGACAGACGGAGCUUCCACCUUCCAGAGAAAAAUGAGUGAUUUUGAUGAUAAAUCUGAGUCUCCGGGAUCCAGCUCUCUGGCAACGAAGAGUGACUGGUCAGAAACCAAACCUCCAGACUUCAGUACUGAACCUGGAUCCUUAGACAUAAAACUCCAAAACUGUGGGCUCACAGAGACUCUAUGUGAGGUUCUGGUCUCAGCUCUGGAGUCCAACCCCUCCCACCUCAGAGAGCUGGACCUGAGCUUCAACGUUGACCUGAAGGAUUCAGGAGUGAAGCUUCUGUGUGGCUAUCUGAAGAAUCCAGACUGCAGACUGGAGACACUGGGGUUGGCUGACUGCGAUUUGUCAGAGAUCAGCUGUUCUUCUUUGGCGUCAGCUCUGACGUCCAACCCCUCCCAUCUAAGAGACCUGGAGCUAAGCGUCAACGAGCUGCAGGAUUCAGGAGUGAAGCUGCUUUGUAAUUAUCUGGAGAAUCCAAACUGCCGGCUGCAGGCUCUGAGAUUGACAUAUUGCAGUUUGUCAUGGGUCAGUUGUGCAUAUCUGGCGUCAGCUCUGAAGUCCAACCCCUCCUAUCUGAGAACUCUGCAGCUGAAUGACAACAACCUGCAAGAUUCAGGAGUACAACAGCUGAGUGAUUAUCUAAAGAGCCCACUCUGCAGACUGGAGAGGCUGAGAUUGUGGGACAACAGUUUGACAGAGUGGAGCUGUUCUUUUCUGGCCUCAGCCCUGAAGUCCAACCCCUCCCAUCUGAGAGAGCUGCAGCUGGGAAGAAAUGACCUGCAGGAUUCAGGAUUAAAGCUUCUCUGUGCUGUACUGGAGGAUCCAAACUGUCAGCUGGAGUUUCUGGGAUUGAGUUGGUGCAGUCUAUCAGAGAUGAGCUGUGCUUCCUUGGCCUCAGCUCUGAAGUCAAACCCCACUUAUCUGAGAGAGCUGGACUUUAGUUACAAUGAAUUCCAGGAAUCAGGAGUGAAGCUGCUGUCUGGUCUUGUUGAGAAUCCAAACUACAGACUGGAGACUUUAAAGGCUGAAUUUUUCAUUCCACAUCCAAUGUUGUCAUUGCCCAAUAUCCUGAGUGUAACCAGUUUUGAUGACUGGGGAGGCAGUCAGAAUUAGACUGAAAAUCAUUUAAAGUGGGUUAUUUGAAACACAAUGUCCUGAAACACACUUUUUUUCUUGAGAGUUUUUAAUGUCAAUCAGAUUUAAGUCCUGAAUUAGACUAAACCACUCCGAAACCUUCAUUUAGUUUUUCUUUUUUUUUUUUCUUUUUUCUAUUCAGAGGUGGACUUGCCGAUGUGUUUGGGAUCAUUGUCCUGCUCCAUAACCCAAGUAUGCUUGAGCUUGAGGUCAUGGACUGAUUGGUAGACAUUUGCACACUCUCAGUUUUAGCUAGCCACAAUUUUGAUGUCCGGAAAUCCUGUUUAAUAUAAUCAAGGUUUUUUUUUAUUUAACCUUUAUUUAACCAGAUGAAAAAACCCACUGAGAUCGAGAUCUCUUUUACAAGAGUGACCUGGCCAAGAGGUCAGCAGCACACGUCAUAAUAAAUACAUCUCAAUGACAGAUUACAAAAAUAAGUUAAAGCAGAUUUACAAUCCUUUGAAAUGUAAAAGUAAACUGGGAUUCUUACUUACAAGCACUUGUCCUCAGGUGAAAGCAGACAUUAACAAAGUUUGCAGUUUCAUAUAAAAAGGCAGAAAGCUUAAUAAUGGAUGAGACAAAACACAUGCUCUGUUCUCAUGCUUUAUCAACCUAAUCACAGUCAGCUCUCCUAAAGGACUUCUACCUGCACAAAUUAAACAGCACAUUACAGAGAAAUCACACUGUUAGAAACAUCAGGGCUUAAAUCCUUUUGUUAUUAGUCCAUUUAAGAAGAUCAACUCUUUCAUGGUCUUAUUGUAGAUAAUUUUAGCUAGAUUCAUUCUUAAAAGCGCUGUAUUUAUAUAAAAAUAGACAUCAAUUUAAUGUUAAAAAUUAUUUAUCCUUGUUUAUUUAAAUAAUAGAUUAUUUGAAUGUGUACAGUUAAGUUAACACGUGGGAAAAAUGUAAUCAGCUGAUUUAAU